Messenger RNA from Lodderomyces jiufengensis, 4986 nucleotides. Its product is annotated as Elongator subunit. The transcript has 3 exons. The coding region runs from base 1 to 4986 and encodes 1661 amino acids. Gene Ontology annotation, cellular component: elongator holoenzyme complex. Lineage: Eukaryota; Fungi; Ascomycota; Pichiomycetes; Serinales; Debaryomycetaceae. The record is from RefSeq and is a predicted model, not a curated record. Gene Ontology annotation, biological process: tRNA wobble uridine modification; amino acid metabolic process; biosynthetic process. Gene Ontology annotation, molecular function: protein binding; transaminase activity; pyridoxal phosphate binding.
AUGACAAGCUCGGGCGUAAUUCAAGAGGGAGUCUUUAUUGGCUCUAAUAGACAAAAUUAUGUUGCAGAUUAUAAUCCUAAAAAUAAAAUAAUAGCUUUUGGUGCUGCAAAGACAAUAGCAUUAUGGUCACCAUUAGAAAAAUCUCAUAAAGGAGUUUACUAUACUUUGAAAAAACAUACACAAGACGUUACAGGAGUCAAAUUCUUACCAAAUAGUGAAUUUUUAAUAUCAAUAGGAGAAGAUCAUAUGGUAAAUGUCUGGAAACAAGAUAACAAUGUAUAUAAACAUAUCCAAUCAUUAGAAGAACAUGAACAUUCCGUUACAUGUAUUGCAGAAAUUAAUGAGAAAAUAUUUGUAACAGGUGGUGCAGAUCAUCAAAUAAUUGUUUGGGUCUAUGACGGAACUUCAUUUAAAAUGGGUCAUAAAUUUCAAGUCAAACAUAAUUUUUAUCCAUUAACGUUAUCCAUACAGAAUAUAAGUGAGACUAGUUAUGUGCUAGCAAUUGGAGGUACCACAAACAACAUUUAUAUAUACUCAUUUGACGAAGAGGGAGAGAAAAUAAUUAGCUUCGAAAAAGCAGCAGAAUUAACAGGUCAUGAAGAUUGGAUAAAAUGUUUACAAUUUGUGACGAAAAAGAAAAAUCAAGACUAUAUACUAGCAAGUGGUUCACAAGACCGAUAUGUAAGAUUAUGGAGACUAAAACUAAACGAUUCUAUUGAUGAUUCAGACGAGGAUCCAAACAAGUUAACAUUGUUAUCAAAUAAACAAUAUAAAUUUGAUUAUGGUAAAAAUCAAAGAGCUGCAUUCAGUUUUGAAGCUUUAAUAAUGGGUCAUGAUGAUUGGAUAAGUGGUUUACAAUGGCAUCCAUCAUGUAAAAAUGAAGUUGAAAACGAAGAUAAAAAUCUACAAUUAUUGACUUGUACUGCAGAUACUGCACUAAUGAUAUGGGAAAUGGAUACAGAUUCAGGAAUUUGGGUAUGCACUAGUAGAUUAGGGGAAAUGUCAAUUAAAGGUGCAUCAACAGCUACAGGUGCCUCAGGUGGAUUUUGGUCAUGUUUAUGGUUCAUUGAUGAUAACACGAAAGAUAAUUACGUGUUAGCUAUUGGUAAAACUGGUUCAAUAAGAGCAUAUAAGUCACCGGCAGCAGAUGAUAAAUAUUUUGACGCUGUUUUGGGAAUCACAGGUGCAGUUAAUGCCAUAACAGAUUUAAGAUGGUCAAUAGAUGGUGAUUAUUUUUUGGCUACUUCAUUGGAUCAAACUACUAGAUUAUAUGCACCAUGGAAGAGAGAUAAUAUAAUAACGUGGCAUGAAAUUGCUAGACCUCAAAUUCACGGUUAUGAUAUGAUCUGUUGUGAUAAUAUCACCAAGACAAAAUUCGUAUCAGGUGGUGAUGAAAAAAUUUUACGUGUUUUUGAACUUACCAAAUCAAUAAGUGAAGCAUUAAAAUCAUUAGGAAAUAUUGAAAUUAAUGAAAAUAACUCAGAAUUACCUGAAUUUGCAUCUUUACCCGUAUUAGGAUUAUCAAACAAGGCUGACUCACAAAUACAAGAAGAAACCAAGAAUGAUGAAUCUGUUGAAAUUCAAGACCACCAUAUAGAACAAAUAAACACUCCACCAACAGAAUCAUAUUUACAAAGAAAUAGUUUGGCCACCGAAAAUGAAAAAUUAUAUGGUCAUGGUUAUGAAAUAAGUUGUUGUUCAACUUCACCAAAUGGAUCAUUGAUAGCGACAGCAUGUAAAUCAAAUAAUCCAAAACAUGCAGUAAUAAGGAUCUUCAACGUAAAGAACGAUUAUCAACAAUCACCACAAGUAUUAUCAGGGCAUAAUUUAACAAUAUCAAGUUUAAAAUUCUCGCCAAAUGGUCAAUAUUUAUUAGCUGUUUCAAGAGAUAGACAAUUUAGUUUAUGGGAAUUAAUAGAUGAAACAACUGCAGAAUUUAAAUUAGUUGAAUUAAAUACAAAAGCUCAUUCAAGAAUUAUAUGGGAUUGUUCUUGGGCUUCCAAUUAUUCAUUUGUAACUGUUUCUCGUGAUAAACAACUCAAAUUAUGGAAAGUUAAUGAUGAGAAAGUUGAAUUAAUUACAAGCUUGAAACUAGAUGAACCAAUUACCUCAGUAUCAAUUUUUAAAGGGGAAGCAUCAGACUCAAGAAUAGUUUCUGUUGGACUUGAGAACGGAGAUAUAUCAAUUUACACAAUCGAUAAUAAUGAAUUUAAACAUAUUGUAUCAUUUAAUGAAUCAAUAACACCAGCUGAUAGAAUUGAAAAAUUAAGCUUUAGUAAAAAAAUAGUCAAUAACAAGCUAAUCUCCAGUGUUAUGGAAGAAAUUAUAAAUAAAAUCAAGUUCAAAAAUGCAUCACUAGCAGAUUUGGAGUAUCUUCGACAACAAUUGAGAGAAGAGUCAGUUAGAUCAUCGAGUUUGAUUAGAGAUAAUCUUUUAAAUUGGGUCAAUUAUUGUAAUACAAGUUUAAAGAACUCACAACUAAAUGAAGAAAUUAUCAAAGUCAACAUCAAUUUAAUGGCGAAAAAUGAUUACAAUCGAUCAUUUCUCACAAGGAACUCGGAGGCGAUUAAUAAAUAUUGGGAAAUUGUUUGGUCAUCACCUAAUAAGACUUUAAUUUAUUUAUUCUUACAACAAUUCAUCUAUGAAUCUGAGAAAACUAAAGACUACAUGCGAUACUUUCAUGAUGCGAAUAUGCAUAGUUCAAUAUAUAGGAAUUUUACAGAAGAAUUUGAUAUUCAAAUUAUAUAUGAACUAAUCACUGCAAAUUCUGAUAGAUUAGAUACUGAGGACAAAGAUUUCAUAAACACAUCAAUCAAUUUUUUUAUUCCGUAUGGAACUGAAGAAGAUGAAGAAUCACAAGAUAAAGUUUUAGAUAUUUUGACGUAUGCAGAACCACUGUUUGGUUUAUUUGAUAAGGUAAUUGAGCUUAUGUAUGAAGUGAAAACUACUAAAUUUAGUAGGAAAUUAUUGGUGAUUGCAACUGAUGUAUUUCCAAAUACUACUAAUGCUAUGCAAUUGCUAUUUACUUCACUAGAGUCUCCAAAUACGUAUAUUUUCGCUGCUUGCUGUAUAAUUUUGGGGAACCAAAUACAUAAUAGAGAAUCGAGUGUUGAAAUAUUUAAUACAAUCGAUUCAGAAUAUGGAGUGAAUAGAUUGAUUGACCAAUUUUUCCAGGGCACAAAUAUCACUGAUAUUGUUCAAGUACAAGCUAUUCAUUUAUGGACAAAUUUGAUGAAUGAAUCGAUUUCGAAUAGAAUGUUGGAAAAUCAUAGUAGUAGAUUGAUCGGUUUGAAUCAACUAGUGUUUGAUAAUGCAAAUUACUAUAAAGAAAUAGCUACAUUACACUUCAAGUUCCUCAUAAAAUUGUUGAACACAUCCACGCAAAACAUUCCGAAUGAUUUGCUAAAACAAAUUGUUCGUCUUGAUAUGCCAGAACGUUUGAGUCUUGAGUAUAUCAUAAUACAAAAAAUAAGUUUCGAUGUUGAUUCAAAUCAAGACAUACUAGAAAUAUUGAUAGAUGAUUCAGUUUCCAAAAUUGAUAAUUUAAAUGUACUAGAACAAUUGAAAACUAUUGCAAUAAUAAACAAUCAUAUAAUGCAAAAGAAAAUAAUAAUAGAUACUGAAAACUACUUAUCAAAACUUAAAGCCUUAUUAACUGAAUUACAGCAACACUCAUUUAAUUUACAACAAGACACAUGGGAUCAAAAAUCUUUUAUAAAUAAUUUAAAAUUUAUUGCUGCAUCAACCAAACAAGUUGUGUGUUUAGAAUUUGUGGAAAAAGAUCAAGGAUUAAUUAAAUUAUGCCAUAUUAGGGAAGAGCCAGACCCAAUAAUUAAGACAAUGCAACAAUUUACACAAGAUCAACACCCUCAAAAAUUGGAUGUAUCAAUUGGAGUCUACAAAGAUUCUAACGGUUCAUGUUACGAAUUUCCAUCAAUAACAAAAGCAAAACAAUUAUUAUACAAGAAUGAUCCUGGUCAUAAUUAUACUAAUAUGGCGGGUAUUCCAUCUUUUAUCAAAGGAGCACAAGAUAUAAUAUUUGGUGAAGAGAUUUUAAACCAGGGGAAAAUUGCAUCAUUACAAACUAUUUCAGGUACUGGUUCAUUACAUAUGGCAAUGGUAUUACUAAAAGAAUCUGGUUUAAUCAAUUAUUAUGUGGGUUUACCUAGUUGGCAAAAUUAUAUACCUAUGAUUGAACAUAUUGGAGGUCAUGUAACUACUUAUAAUUACUAUGAUGAAUCAAAAAAAGCUAUAAAUUUCAAUGAAAUUGUCAACACUUUAAAAUCAGCACCACCACAUUCCAUUUUCUUGUUUCAAACAUGUUGUCAUAAUCCAACUGGAGCAGAUUUUUCUAGAGAUCAAUGGGAACAGAUAGUCAAGAUUGUUAAAACCCAAAAAUUAAUAUGUAUAUUAGAUACAGCAUACCAAGGUUUUAAAACAGGUAAAUUAGAAGAUGACGUAUGGCCAAUUAAAUUAUUUUACAACAACAAUUUAGAAUUUUUAGUAUGUCAAUCAUUUUCAAAAAACAUGGGAUUAUAUUCAGAAAGAUGUGGUGCAUUACAUGUAAUUGUUCAAGAUACAAAUAAAAUCCCAACAGUUCAAUCUAAUCUAGUGAAACUUUUCAGAAAUGAAUGUUCAUUUGCACCUGCUUUUGGAGCAAGAUUAGCUUCAAAAAUAUUCGAAUCAUCAGAAUUAAGAAAACAGUGGGAAAAUGAAGUUUAUGAAAGUACAAUCAGAUUAAUUAAAUUAAGAUCCAAAAUUCUUCAACAACUUACUGAGUUAAAAACACCCGGAAUUUGGUCAAAUGUAAUUGAACAAACUGGAUUAUUUUGGUACUCUGGUUUAAAUGAAAAUCAAAUUGAAUUACUUGCACAAAAACAUCACGUUUAUGCUACUACUAUGGGAAGAGUUAAUGUUGCUGGGUUAAAUGAUAAUAAUAUUGAGUAUUUUUGUUGUGCUAUUGAUGAUGUUGUUAGAUCAACUUAA